Molecule: messenger RNA, 1198 nt
Organism: Punica granatum (pomegranate)
Lineage: Eukaryota; Viridiplantae; Streptophyta; Magnoliopsida; Myrtales; Lythraceae
Source: RefSeq, a predicted model, not a curated record
GCCAAGCCGUUUCCCUCCCUGUCCCAAUUCCUGACUCCCUUUUUCUACAGAGAGGACCUCCAAUCGAUCCCUCUCCAAGUCGACAACUUCAUCCUCAGCUUCAUCCUAGGUGAGCAAGAGUGGCAAAAAGAAAUGGACAUUAGUUGAGGAUGCAGUCCUCAUCUCUUGCAUGAUUGACCUACGGAAUAUGGGCACCCACAAUGCCGACACAGGGUUUAAAUCUGGCUACUUGCUAGAACUUGAGAAAAUGCUAUUGGAAAAGCUCUCGAAUUGUGGUAUUAAGGCGAGACCUCACAUUGAAUCUCGAUUGAAGACACUGAAGAGGGAAUGGGCUAUCGUGUAUGAUAUGAUGCUUAAUACAAGUGGCUUUGGAUGGGACUCAACAUGGAAGAUGGUCACGGCGGAAGACGAUGUCUGGGAGACUUAUGUAGCGACUCACAAAGAAGCUGCUCCAUUUAGACUGAGAAGUUUUCCCCAUUUCGAAGAAUUAUCUAUGAUAUAUGCGAAGGAUCGAGCUACUGGAAAAGAUGUUCAAGCUGUUGAAGAUAUUCUACAAGAGCUCGAGAUUGAAGAUUUAACUGGAGUAGCCAAAGAAGUAGAUGUGAAUCAUUCAAACCCAAAUGAAUAUGCCAAUGGCAAUGCCAAUACCCCUACAUCGGGAGAUGUUUCGCGUGCUCAUCAACCACCUACAGAUGCAAUGGCAAGUGCUUCUUCGAGAAAAAAAAGGAAAAAUGGUGAAUCUGACUUCUGCACAAUUUCUCAGAACUUGAAUACAAUGGCAACCGAAAUGAAAGAAGCUUGCAUGAUGAUCUCAAAGAGUGUUCACUCGGACAUUUAUCAAGAGAAGUUCCUUGAACUUCCGAGAGCUCUUCGUACUGUUGAUGGUCUGACUUCAGCACAAGUUCGCAUGGCUAUUCAAAAGUUCGGUAACCAUUCGAAUUAUAUUCUACUUUUCUUUGGUACCGAGCCAGAAUAUCGCUUGGAAAUGGUGCAGGAUUUCCUUGCGAAUCGCUGAAGCAAGACAACAAGGUAAACUUGUUCGUGGAGUUUUUUGGGAAAUUGCUACAUUGUUCGUGGAGUUUUUUGGGAAAUUGGUGUUAGAGUAAAAAUGAAAUUGUAGCUAUAUCGUGUUUGGAUAAAAGGUUGAUAUGUAGCUAUAUUGGGAUGAACAUUGCACUGUAUCUGUUUCUCAUCAUAU